Monoraphidium neglectum is the source of this 233-nucleotide messenger RNA. RefSeq lists its product as hypothetical. The transcript has a single exon. The record is from RefSeq and is a predicted model, not a curated record. The annotation marks the transcript as partial. NCBI's taxonomy places the organism in Eukaryota, Viridiplantae, Chlorophyta, Chlorophyceae, Sphaeropleales, Selenastraceae.
ACAGUGGGGUGGACCCGCUCGGAAUUGCAUCCCUGGGCAGCAGCGGUGCAGCGCCGCUCGGCGCCAACCUGGGCGCGGGCGCGGGCGCGGGCGCGGGCGGCGCGCCGGCUGGCGGGCUCCUGGCCCGCAGGCGCCAAGAGGCACAGAGCAGCAGCGCGGCGGGGGCCGGCGCGGCCGCGCUGCGCAGCGCGGCGCUGCUGGGAGCGGCCGCCGCUGCGGCGCUGCUUCUGUGA